Wyeomyia smithii (pitcher-plant mosquito) is the source of this 2617-nucleotide messenger RNA. It is a transcript of the gene dgt6, whose product is annotated as augmin complex subunit dgt6. Gene Ontology annotation, biological process: spindle assembly. The transcript is spliced from 3 exons. Gene Ontology annotation, cellular component: mitotic spindle microtubule; HAUS complex. NCBI's taxonomy places the organism in Eukaryota, Metazoa, Arthropoda, Insecta, Diptera, Culicidae. Gene Ontology annotation, molecular function: microtubule binding. The coding region runs from base 156 to 2513 and encodes 785 amino acids. The record is from RefSeq and is a predicted model, not a curated record.
AUAUUUAAAUACGCAAUCCGCGGUUUGAUAGCCGUCAUGAAGAGGGUAUUUUUGUCCGUUUUUCUUUAAAGUAAAAUAUUUUGAUUAGGAUACACGCACAGUUUCAUCGAAAAAUUCAACUCUCGAAUCGAAACAAUUGAUUAAACUAAUGUACGAUGAAUAGGACCGUAAGCUUAAAACGAGUAAACACUCUGCCGAGUGUGGCCAAUAUUUGUAUCGUUGAAGAGCAGUUGGAUGCAGCAAUCUUCUAUUGCCUGAAUGCGCUCACUAAGCGGUACUCUCCUUCGGACCAGUUCCGGGCAAUAUUUGUAAAGGGUAUGUUCUUAAAACCCAACACGAAAGCUUUCGUACAUGUAUUGCACUUUUUGUUCAACAUUUACGACACAAAGGAAUUCCGCAAGCGAUUUUAUUGGCCCAUCUUUGAUAAAACUGCCGAAACUGCAUUUCGUAGCUCUACGGUUGAGUAUAUCAACUGGCUUGUGGAUCAGGGCAGACUAGAGACAGAAAAGAUCAAAGCCCACACGGUGGUGCUACCAGGAGGGAUAAAAUUCAUGAAAUUUCUACUGGUAUUAAUUCGUUUCGUCCUUAAAGAACAGCAACGAAAAAGUCGCAGUGGAAAUUGUGGCAAAAUAGUCGCGAAAAGUGAUGUGAAGCAUUUACUAGCUAACCACGCGCAAUGGGAGGAAAUUGGAUCAAGAAUGAGAGAGAUUCUUCAAAAUGAUUUGAGUCUGAUAAGCAGUAGAAUUCAACAAAUAGAUUAUCUAUUUGGGGAUCUAUUCAGUAAUUGUCUUGGACCGGCGAAGCAGAUGAAUUUUGAAAAGCUUAUGCAAAUUUGGGGAAAAUUCAACCGGACAUAUUUCGAUGAAACUGAAGGGCGACGGCAGCGUAUAUUGGAUGUUACAGCUGAAUAUGAAAAACUUGUUGUUUCAGCAAAACGUAAAUUGGAACCGAAAGAAAUUACACUGAAGGUCAAUCCAGAGGACCUGAAGGAAACGCUUUAUCGAUUGGAAGUCUUGUUUCCUGAUAAUGCUUUUCAUUUUCGUGACGUUUUUGACGAAUGCGAAAAAAUAGAUGCUAUAAAGUUAUUCGAAAUUAUCAUAUUCAUGCUGCCAGAAAUCGAGCAGCGCUUGAAGAGCUUCACAGUUCGCAGUAUUGAAUCUUUGAAAUUUGAGCUCAAAGAGUUGUCCAGAGUUGCUGUGAAAUCAGACAGUCUAUGCCAUGAAAUGGCUUCUUUGCGAAGAAGUUUGCCUUUUAUAGAUGCCAAGUUUCAAGAACUGGCAACACAAGAAGAACUUGAUGAACUGAACAGCGAUCUCGGUAUAAGAAACAAGAUAUUCAAUACUCCACCAAUAUCUUUAAAUUUUCAAGAGAAUGGUGAAGGUGGGGCAGUAACUAAACCGAUACCUAAACGUUACCGCAUUGCUCUUUUCGAUGACGACCAAGUACAGCAACAUCUUCGCAUGCGGUUACUGUCGUCAAGCGUUUGUCAUGCGGUGCCCAAAACCCCCCGAUCUGCUAAGAAAGUCAAGUCGAAGGAUCCUUCGGCUUCAGAUAAUGUUUUCGCUAUUCCCAAACCAGCACGUAAAGAAAAAAUGAAUCCUCUUUCAAUGUUAAACAAAAUCACUUCCCAGGGAAAAUCGAAGAGCAGAUCUACUUCUACACAAAUGCCUGUGAACAGCACAAUGAAUUUAUCCUCAUUGUCUCAUCUAGAAGAUAUAACUUUACGCCCAGAAUUUUCUUCGACCCUUCUAGGAACUCCAGAGAAACAAACCUCACAUAACCGUCGCAGUAUUAAUGCCAACGAAACUUUGAUAACCAAGUCGGACUGUCAGUCAGUGCCUUCAAUGCAAAACCAACAGCUUUCCGCAGCAAAUACGCCCAAGGUACACGGUUCACCACGUUACAAAACAAUAUACAGUGAAAACUUGAUUCAGCAAACGACUACUACUAAAACAACGAUGUCGCCAGAUUCGCUAUUUUUGUUGAGUCAAACCACCACAAGAACAACUACUACUCGCCGUAGGAGCUCGAUUGUGCACUUUGAACAGUUGCAAACCUCACCCUCGGGAAAGCUUAAUGCUCUAAUGCCCUCUGAAAUUACUCCUGAGAUGUCUGUUUAUAUGAACAAUACAGAUUGUGACCAUGUUUCUACCGAUGCGAUGGAGAAGGAAAUACGAGAUCUACCGCGAAUACAGAUAUCAGAGUUCGAUGAACUGGACUCUGGUAUUAGUGACGAAAAUCGGUUAGCCGAAAAUGUAUUACAUAGUACCGAUGAAGCAGAUGAACAACAGAUAACAGAAAAUAUGGAACAUACGUUGAACGCACAGCAAAACAGUGAGUUAUCUGAUCUCUCGAACACCUUGGUGGAUCUCAAUCUAAGUAAACUAUCUAUUUCCUGCGCUAAAGUAGAAAGCACCGUAGAUACCAACCGAUCCUUUGCGGAUAUUCCGUUGGAUGCCGAUGGGGAAGAUCUGUUUAAUGUUAGCGAUGGCAUUUUAGCGGACAUCGAUUGACCUGAGACGAAUAAUUCCAUAACUCCAGUGAUGCAUGAAAUACUAUUUAAUCGACUGUCAUAUCCUGAUCAAUAUAUAUACACAUGCAGUUGCUUAGUUUUUAA